AUGAUCGGCCAAAAGAGCCCUCGAUCAUCAAUUCUUGACGAGGAGCCUUCACGAACACAGCUGCCGGCCAACAGAGAAGAGCCAGGCCGCUCGUCAGUUCCUUUUCUUAUUGCUCGGCUGGACCAGCAAAAGGAGAGGCUCGGAUUAGAUACGCGAGCCCAACGAGCUAGUAUUGACGGAUACCUUCGUCUGAAGGAGGACUUCCAAAAAUUGCAGGAGCGAGAACAGCAACUGCCUCGAGAUGAUCCAGAAGCAGAAAUUGACUGGGAUUUUUGGGGGGCAGUGAUGGCAGAUUAUGAAGCGAUGGCGAGGAACGAGCCCACGAGGCUAGCCAAGGCUAUUGAGUCCGGGAUACCGAACGCCAUUCGUGGGAUGGUGUGGCAGAACAUGUCAGCAUCUAAGGAUGCGGAAUUAGAGCAGCUUUAUAGCACUUUCCUGAAGGAAUCAAGCCCUCACGAGAAAGCAAUCAUGCGUGACUUGGGUCGCACUUUUCCACACCAUGCAUUCUUUAUGGACGGUAAAGGGAUAGGCCAAGAGAACCUUUUCAAUGUUUUAAAGGCAUAUAGCUUAUAUGACCCAGAAGUUGGCUACUGCCAAGGGCUGGCCUUCAUAGUCGCCAUUCUUCUACUCAAUAUGCCUGAUGAGGAAGCGUUCUGCGUCUUUGUACGGCUCAUGCAAUCAUACAAUCUGAGGAGUAUUUACCUGCCAGAAAUGCCAGGCCUUCAGCUUCGGUUAUACCAGUUUGACCGCCUUGUCGAAGAACUUGUGCCUGUUCUUUACGUUCACUUCCUGCGGCAAGGCGUCAAGUCAAGUAUGUAUUGCAGUCAGUGGUACUUGACAAUGUUCAGCUACCGAUUUCCGCUUCAAGUGGUAUUCCGGAUUUUUGACCACUUGUUUGCGACUGGGAUAGAGGCCAUCUUUGGAUUCAGUAUUGUUCUACUGCAGUCCAAUGAAGAGAAACUACUUCAACUGAAAUUUGAUAGUAUAUUGGACUUUCUAAAGAAUGCAUUGUUCGAUGCGUACCUGGUAAGAAUGAGCGUCCUUCUGCACGUAACUCAGAGGUCUACAUUACGUGUAUCGAAGGAUUCACCCGUCCAUUACAGAGCCGAUUUAUUCAUCCAAGACGCAAUGCGGGUCAAGGUGACGCCUUUCCUAUUGGAUACGUUUGCCAGUGAAUGGGAAGAGCUGCGGCGGGCGCAGAAUGCCCACACGAUGGAGCUAGAGUCGCUACGAGCUGCUAAUAGAUCUCUCACUGAACGGGUAAAAGCACUGGAGAGCUCGUUGGCGCAAAUGAGCGAAGAUCAUGUUGAUAUUGUCAAACAACUAGUUAUGGCAAAAGUUGAAAAGGAAGAUACAGAGGCUGAACUCGUCAAGUACAAAAUGCUCUAUGCUGAGCAAAUGCAUGCAAAUGAGGACGCAAAUUCCACGUCCAACCGCAUAUCAGCUAUGUCUCGAUUAUCGAGCUGGUCUUCGUUCUCGAGAAAAUAG
Messenger RNA from Cantharellus anzutake, 1488 nucleotides. Its product is annotated as RabGAP/TBC. NCBI's taxonomy places the organism in Eukaryota, Fungi, Basidiomycota, Agaricomycetes, Cantharellales, Hydnaceae. The transcript has 11 exons. The record is from RefSeq and is a predicted model, not a curated record. Bases 1 to 1488 code for a protein of 495 amino acids.